This is a messenger RNA of Seminavis robusta, 354 nucleotides long. NCBI's taxonomy places the organism in Eukaryota, Bacillariophyta, Bacillariophyceae, Naviculales, Naviculaceae. The record is from the annotation of a GenBank genome assembly.
AUGGCCAAGACACCAUCCAAGCAAUCCGCCAAGACCCCCAAGAAGGCUGCUGGUGGCUCCAAGAAGUCCAAGAAGCGUACCGAGACCUAUUCCUCCUACAUCUACAAGGUGUUAAAGCAAGUACAUCCCGAUACUGGUAUCUCCAAGAAGGGCAUGUCCAUCAUGAACUCUUUCAUCAAUGAUAUUUUCGAACGCAUCGCCACGGAAGCUGGAAAGCUUGCCACCUACAACAAGAAGGCCACCUUGAGUAGCCGUGAAAUCCAGACCGCCGUUCGUUUGAUGCUCCCUGGAGAGUUGGCUAAGCAUGCUGUCAGUGAGGGCACGAAGGCUGUUACCAAGUUUUCCAGUGCGUAG